AUGCCCCUUGAUACCUCAACUUACUCGCUCAGCCUUCUCCGCGUCGACGGCCGCCGGUGGAACGAGCUGCGCCGGCUGCACGCCCAGAUCCACACCCAGGCCGCCGCCGAUGGCUCUUCGUACCUUGAGAUGGGCCACACAAAGGUCAUGUGCGUCCUGUCUGGGCCUUCAGAGCAGCAGCAGAAGCGCGGACAGGCUGGUGCUGGCGGUGCGCAGCGUGACACAGCCGCCAUCAACGUGAGCAUCAUGGUCGCCGGCUUUUCCUCUGUGGACCGCAAAAAGCAUGGACGCAACGACAAACGCAUCCAGGAACUUGAGAUCACAAUCGCCAAGGCCUUCUCCUCUGUGGUUCACACCCACCUCUUCCCUCACUCCACCAUAUCUCUCGCCCUGCACGUCCUCUCAUCCGACGGCUCUCUGCUCGCCGCCCUUAUCAACGCUGCCACUCUCGCCCUAGUCGACGCCGGCAUCCCAAUGUCAGACUACAUCUCCGCCUGUACUGCCGGUUCCACAUCCUCGUACGCCGCCGGUGACGACUCGGCUGACCCUCUGCUCGACCUCAACUCUCAGGAAGAGCAGGAGCUUCCCUACCUUACUGUUGCAACACUCGGGUCUGAAGACCGUAUCGUCGUCCUCGCCUGCGAGAGUCGUGUUCAGGUCAGCCGUCUCGAGGGCAUGCUGGUAGUCGGUAUCGAUGGAUGCAAGGAGGUUCGGCAUCUAUUGGAUCGCGUCGUUAGAGAGAGGGGUGCUCAGAUGAUUCGCGACGGUGUCGUCGACCGAAGCGAUACCAUAGCCGCCGGCCUAGAUGAUUGA
Geosmithia morbida is the source of this 813-nucleotide messenger RNA. RefSeq names its product exosome complex component RRP41. NCBI's taxonomy places the organism in Eukaryota, Fungi, Ascomycota, Sordariomycetes, Hypocreales, Bionectriaceae. The record is from RefSeq and is a predicted model, not a curated record. Gene Ontology annotation, biological process: poly(A)-dependent snoRNA 3'-end processing; rRNA catabolic process; nuclear mRNA surveillance. Bases 1 to 813 code for a protein of 270 amino acids. Gene Ontology annotation, cellular component: nucleolus; nuclear exosome (RNase complex); cytoplasmic exosome (RNase complex). The transcript has 2 exons.